Sphaeramia orbicularis (orbiculate cardinalfish) is the source of this 1076-nucleotide messenger RNA. It is a transcript of the gene emg1, whose product is annotated as EMG1 N1-specific pseudouridine methyltransferase. The record is from RefSeq and is a predicted model, not a curated record. Gene Ontology annotation, cellular component: small-subunit processome; nucleus. Gene Ontology annotation, biological process: rRNA base methylation. The transcript is spliced from 5 exons. The coding region runs from base 41 to 754 and encodes 237 amino acids. Gene Ontology annotation, molecular function: rRNA (pseudouridine) methyltransferase activity; rRNA binding. Lineage: Eukaryota; Metazoa; Chordata; Actinopteri; Kurtiformes; Apogonidae.
GUAUACACCUGCGACGGUCGAUUUAGGUCUUAUAGGCAUCAUGGCUGCUUCAAAUGGUAAGAAGCGUGGUCUUGAACAUUUGGACGAAUAUGAGCCCAAACCAGCCAAACAUCUUCGCAGCCUACAUGACCGCAUGGCGGAGAGGCGGCUGGUUGUUAUUCUGGAGGGGGCGUCGUUAGAAACAGUGAAGGUCGGCAAAUCUUUUGAGUUAUUGAACUGCGAUCAACAUAAAACUAUGAUCAUCAAAAGUGGAAGAGAUCCAGGUCACAUAAGACCUGACAUCACGCAUCAGUGUUUGCUGAUGCUGAUGGACAGUCCACUGAACAGAGCAGGCCUGUUACAGGUUUACAUCCACACAGAGAAAAAUGCUUUAAUAGAGAUCAACCCACAAACCCGCAUCCCAAGAACUUUUCCUCGCUUUUGUGGCCUCAUGGUCCAGUUGCUGCACAAGCUAAGUGUCAGAGCUGCUGAUGGUCCUCAGAAGCUUCUUAGGAUGAUAAAAAACCCGGUGUCUGACCACCUUCCUCCAGGCUGUCCCCGCAUUGGCACCUCUUUCUCUGCCGGAGAGGCCGUCUGUCCCCGGACCAUAGUGCCAGAGGGACCAGCUGCUGUGGUGAUUGGAGCAUUUGCACAUGGAGCAGUGAAUGUGGACUACACAGAGAAAACUGUGUCCAUCAGUAACUACCCUCUGUCUGCAGCUCUGACUUGUGCCAAGAUGUGCUCUGCUUUUGAGGAGGUGUGGGGUGUUUUGUGACAGAGUGGUUCAAUUACUGAGGAUUUCCUGACAGAUACGGGAUUAUUUGGACAUUUUUAAAUGGACAAGGAGUGAAUGCUGUCAAAAUAAUGUCUUCAGAGUCUUUUCCACCAGAGAUGCCAUGUGGAUUAAAGGCCGGUAUUUUUGUAUUUUGUUACAUAUGUGUAAAUCGAUUUAAUGGUGUUUGACCGCCAUUUGGUUUAAGCAAGUUUUCAACCCACUCUCCCUUUUCAAGCAAUAGUUUGGCUGUUUUUGUAUUGUUGUCACUUGCACCAACUACUGAUCUAUUGCAGUUAGAUUAAAAUAUAAGAUUAAAUGGGUA